AUGUCAGAUAUAAAAAAACGAUUAGUAUUUUCUAUUUUACAAUUUUUGCAACAAUGCAUCAAUGACCACACUAUUAAAGAAGAGGAUACAGAAAGCGUCGAAGUUGCAGUUCAAUGCAUUGGAGAGGCUUUCGGAGUUAAGUUAGAUGAUCCGGAAGAUAAAGCAAUUUAUUCAACAAUACCUCCAUUAUUGUCUAUUUUCGAAGUUGCUAACAUCAAACCACCUUCUAAAUCUGAAGUUAAGGUGGAAUUGACCGAGGAACAAAGAAAAAAAGCUGAAGAAUUAAAAGCAGAAGUGGCAGAGAAAGAUUAUGAGGCUGCUGUUAAAUUGUAUCAACAGGCAAUUGAUAUCAAUGGAAACAAUGCAGUAUAUUAUUCUAAUAGAGCUGCUGCUUAUGCUCAAUUGGGGAAACAUAAUAAAGCCAUUGAUGAUGCUUUGAGAUCAACACAAAUAGAUCCUUCUUACAGUAAGGCAUAUAGUAGACUUGGUCAUGCUUAUUUGGCUGUAGGAAAAUUUGAUGAUGCAAUCGAGGCAUAUGAGAAAGGACUUUCUCUUGAUCCCAGAAAUGCUACAAUGAAAUCGGGCCUUGCAACAGCUCAACAAAAAUCGAAUGAGAUUAAUGAUCAAACCGGUUCAAGAGGAACAAAACCAAACAGUAACUCCAGUUUACCCAAUGCAGGUGGUUUGGGAGGUUUGGGAGGUUUGGCCUUUAUGAACGCAGCACAACAAAUGAUGCAAUCAGGAGCAUUGAAUGAUAUUUUAAGUAAUCCUAAUGUUGCUGAAAUAACUUUACAUGUCAAAAAUCCAUCCUCCUCAUUAACAUAUGGUCAUGAAAAACCACCAAUCAUAGUUGGUUUAAUAUUGGCCAGAAAUGAUCGUGAAAUCACAGUAUUUGGACCCGAAGGAGUACCAAUCACAGUUCCCGAGCCUUAUGAAACUUACAAAAGACCAAUCGGAGGACUUUCAUUUAAAGAUGAAAUUCCAGAAUUGGCUCAAGCAGAUACUAGCAUGGAAGGUGACGCUAUUGAACCAAGAUUGAUUGUACCAUCAACUAGUGGAAGAGAUAGAACAGCUGGUGUAGUUUUAGCUUGGUAUGACAACUGGGUCUUGGUAGCACGUUCUGAUGAUAUUGUAGUAAUCAAAAAAAUAUCCGACGGAUUGUAUAAGAAGGUACUUGAAGAAACUAAAUAUUUAAAUCUUGAUGAACUUCCCGAAGCGCAUGAAGUUGCUCCUGAUGAAUAUGAGGUUACUCCUGGUGAAUAUGAAAACUAUAAAAUAGAACUUGCUAAAUACAUAGACUACAUACGAGAGAAGUAUUCUAUAAUUCAUAAUCCAAAAAGAAGUGCCUUUAAAGAACAUGAACCGAUUGGUAGAGCUGUUAACGGACUACAAACAUUUUGGUCUUUAAAAGGAAUAUAUCAAUUGAAUAUGAACUGUGAAAAAAUCAUCAAAAGAUUUAAAAUUGAGUACAAAAAAUAUUUGGAAGCUUCACGUAAAUGGAAAUUAGAAUUGGCGCAUAAAGAAUAUUUUGAAGAAUCUCAAAGAAAUAAACAAAAAUUCAAAGAAAGGAGACACACUCUGGAUGAUUUUAAGACAGCCACAAACAAAUCAAUGGAUAAAUCCAAAUUGGAUAAAAAUAUGCAACUCUUUAGGCAAUUUGAUUGGUCCAAAUGUGAUGUGGAUUUUAAGGCAUUACCAAUAUUACAUUACAAAAAAUACAAAGAAAAAGAAGAUCAAAUCUUUUUUGAUGAUAAUAAAAGGCAAAUCGCUUUAAAUAGGAACAAUUUCAUCUCUGAACGUCUCCAAAAAAAAUUACUAUCACAAAAAAAAAAAACCUAA
Molecule: messenger RNA, 1839 nt
Organism: Entrophospora sp. SA101
Lineage: Eukaryota; Fungi; Glomeromycota; Glomeromycetes; Entrophosporales; Entrophosporaceae
Source: the annotation of a GenBank genome assembly